Gigantopelta aegis is the source of this 1845-nucleotide messenger RNA. Its product is annotated as coadhesin-like. Lineage: Eukaryota; Metazoa; Mollusca; Gastropoda; Neomphalida; Peltospiridae. Gene Ontology annotation, molecular function: chitin binding. Gene Ontology annotation, cellular component: extracellular region. The record is from RefSeq and is a predicted model, not a curated record. The transcript is spliced from 11 exons. The coding region runs from base 54 to 1700 and encodes 548 amino acids.
CCGAGGCGACACCCCGGACAAGCCAGACCCCAGAACGACUUCAGUAGAACAAGAUGGGUUGUCUUUCCCUGUCACUCGUAGUCUUCUGUCUUGCUAUUGCGACCGUCCUCUCCACGUGUCCCAGAACCUACACCUACCGUCGCGCCAACAGAUGCACGGGAUAUCGCAACCAGCGAUGUGGAAUGUUUGGCUGGAGUAGAUGUCGCAGGUCAUACACCUACACUUGCUACAGAAACGAACAACGCACUUGCCCAGCGCCAUCUGUGUCGUACGGAGGGUGGGGAUCGUGCACCGCUCCGUGUGGCGGCGGUCUACAGUACAGGACAAAGUAUGUGCGCUGCAGCUCGUCAUGUGGUGGAGCCAGGACAACGACGCGAGAAUCACGAAGAUGUAACACUGGCUGUUGCCCAGUGAAUGGCGGAUGGAGUUCCACCAGAUACGGCUCGUUUGGAACGUGUUCUGUGAGUUGCGGCGGAGGAUCACAAACUCGCACUGUUUCGAGGUCGUGCACCAACCCGAGACCAUCGUGUAGAGGACGCGUCUGCUCCGGAUCAGCUUCCUGGACCGAGACCAGGAGAUGUAACAGCCAGUGUUGUCCAGUCAAUGGCGGAUGGAGUGCAACCACUUAUGGUAGCUGGGGAGAAUGCAGCACCUCGUGCGGGGGUGGGGUUCAGACACGAACUCUGAAUCGAGGCUGUAACAACCCGACACCAUCGUGUAAUGGCCGGUCGUGCUCUGGGCUGGCGAGUUGGCAAGAAGAUAGAGCCUGCAACCCGAAUCCUUGUCCAGUGGACGGUGGCUGGAGCGAGUAUGAGGACUGGACGGAAUGGACGACAUGUUCGGUAUCGUGUGCUGGGGGAACCCAGUCCAGGUCUCGGUCUAGAACCUGCACUAACCCUCCACCAGCCUAUGGCGGCGCCGACUGCCAGGGCAGUGACACUGAAGUCGAUUCCAAGAGCUGCAACCCACAGCCUUGUCCUAUUGAUGGCGGCUGGACUGACUAUACGCGCUGGGAUGACUGGUCCACCUGCUCUGUGUCGUGUGGAGGCGGAUCACAGGCCAGAUCCCGGUAUCGGACGUGCACCAACCCAGCUCCUGCUUUCGGUGGCGCAGAAUGUGAGGGCGAAACCGAGGAUAGCGAGGAGAGGGAAUGCAACACACAGCACUGUCCAAUUGACGGCGGCUGGACGGAGUUCACGGAGUGGACGGACUAUGACGAAUGCCCCGUGCUGUGCGGCAACGCGACCAAGAAACAACACAGAGAACGGGACUGCACCAACCCCACUCCCCAGUACGGAGGGGCGGAGUGCGAGGGGGCGGACAGCGAGGAUCAGUUCGUCACAUGUAAUGAAGAGGCGUGCGGAGACCGUUGCCCCAAGGACACCGUCACCUACCUGAGCCACCCAGAUAACGACCAACGAUUCUACCAGUGUGCAAAUGGGCGGGCCGCCCUCCACAGCUGUCCUGCUGACACGAGGUGGUCGCAGGACUCACAGACCUGUAUCCACGAAGAACAGACGACAGUAGCAACUACAGCAACUCCAGGACAUUUCUGUACCGGACGAAGCACUGGUUACUAUGCCAACAGCGACUGUCACAAGUACAACAGGUGUGUCAAUGGCCGACUGUACGAAAUGAGCUGUGCUUCCGGUCUCAAAUGGAGCCAAUCGGCAUCGACCUGUGUUCGUGGAGACUGUUAACUACACGAGUGCUCAUAAACAAACUGUUUAAUCACGACCUUAAAUUUGUUGGAAUAACUUCAAAAUAGACUUGCAAACACAAAAAUUACUUCUUCAAUUACUGCAUUAAAUAUGUGUUCUGCCAAAUAAAAGAAUACAAAUAUUA